This is a messenger RNA of Funneliformis caledonium, 1611 nucleotides long. The record is from the annotation of a GenBank genome assembly. Lineage: Eukaryota; Fungi; Glomeromycota; Glomeromycetes; Glomerales; Glomeraceae.
AUGGCAUCACUUUUCGAUUCGAACCUUUUUGAAGCUCUCCAUCACCCAGACUACUGGAAUCGCAACCCAAAUUCAUGGGGAAGUUUGAGUGAUUGGGAUAUAUACUAUAUCAAUCAUACACCUGGUAGCACAAAAAUGAAAGCACAUCGGUCACUUGGAUUGGAACUUAAAGUUCUUCUAACAAGGCUUUCAAAAACAAGCUAUGGUUAUUAUAAGGCAAUUGAAUUACAAAAGCUCUUGAAGAAUUGUGGCAAGAACACUACAAAAUUAGGAAGGCUAGCUGUUGAAAAUCGAAUGAACAAAUGGCAACCGAGUUUCCCAAAGAAAGAAAAAAUACAAGAGAAAUUCUGGACAGUAGACGAUUUUGAUGAUAACAAGGAGAAUGAUUAUGAGCCAGAUGACGCUGAUGAAAAGAUUGUCACAACAUCAAACACAUCCUUAUGUAAUCCAACUGAUGAUGAUGAAUUCACUAUGCAAGACAUGGAAUUGUUUACGCAACGAUUUGAGACCAUGAAAAACGAGAAAAAAUGGAAGCUCAAGACUGGGAAAUACGUGGAAGACGUCUUGUAUGAUUUGGGAAAGAAAUCUAAAUUUCACAACCUCGUCCAUUCCUUUAUUGUUGACCCUGAGGACAAAUUUCUGCAAUCGGGAUUUACCACUGAUGAACUUACAGAGAUCUGCGAAACAAUGACCGUGCAAGAAGCACCUCAAAUAGAAGGUGAACUAUUGGAAUAUAUUGAUACCUUUGCAAAGACCUCCACGAAAGACAUACGUGAAGCACUAUAUGCUUCUCACCCCAGACUUUGUCGUGAUUAUAAUCCUCUCGUCGAUUUCGCUUAUGAACAUGUGAGGACAACAGUUACUGAUUGGGUCCGUUUGUUAGAAAUGCAGCCAAACCCGCUUACACAACAAGAUUUACCAGAAAGUUGGUUUCGGAUUAAUGUCUGGAGAACCGUCGACAUUGCUUUCUCAGAUACGCCUUUUGUAUUUUUCGUUGGAGGAGAAAAAGCAGGAUUGGCAAGCACAGAAAGGAAAAACCGUGGUAGAACUUUGAAUAAUAUACAUCAAAUGCAACGAAAGAAGAUUGGAAAGAAAGGCGAUGGUUACGUACGAACAUUUGGCUCGAGGCCAAUCGAAUGGGCGGCAUCUGAGGCUGGGUCUAAAUGGGAGGGUGAGCAAGGCACUAAACUCAUAAAGGAACGUGGUUUGUGUUUGCCAAAAACUUUGAAAGACAUCUUUAUAUCUCUUGCACGUAAGGUUAACUUUUCUGAAGAGAAGAUACGCAAGAUUAAUGUUCCAGGAUUUGUUCAUUCAGGUGCCGUCUUAAUUAAGACAAACCUCGAUUGUCCAAAGGGGUAUGCAUGCCGAUAUAUGAGGGAAGAACCACGUGAGAUAUAUGCAGAUAUCACACAAUUUAGUAAUACGUUGGAUGCUCUAGUCACCAUCAUUUACGCCAAGCUCGAAAUUUUGCAAACAAUGAGGAUUGUUAAUGACACGAAGAUUAAUGACAAUCUGAGCAGGUGGAAGAAUCCACAAAAAGUUCAAAAAACCGAUAUUCCCGAUUGUCAUCACACACCCAAAAAAAGAAAACACAAAAAUAUAAGUUUUUGA